ACUUCCGCCCACUCAAGAGGCGUGUUCCGGGCUCUCCCACCCAGCCCUGGGCGCCGGUUAAGACCACGCUCCCCGUCGCCGGUGCCAUGGAGGCGCCGGUGGAGGCGGAAGUCGAAAAUGAGGACGGCGACAGCAGCUGCGGGGAUCUGUGCUUCAUGGACAAAGGCCUACGGAGCAUGUCAGAGUUAUCUUUAGAUUCAUCCCUUCAUGCCAUCAAUCUUCAUUGCAAUAACAUCUCAAAAAUCGAAGCCAUUGAUCAUGUUUGGAAUUUACGACACUUAGACCUGUCAUCUAAUCAAAUAAGUCGAAUUGAAGGGCUAAGCACACUGACGAAGCUAUGCACUUUAAAUUUGUCCUGCAAUUUGAUCACAAGAGUAGAAGGACUUGAAGCACUAACUAAUCUGACUAAACUGAAUUUAUCCUAUAACCACAUAAAUGAUCUUAGCGGUUUGAUUCCCCUUCAUGGAAUUAAACAUAAACUUAGAUACAUUGACCUACAUAGUAAUUGUAUAGAUAGUAUCCAUCACUUACUUCAGUGUGUGGUAGGAUUAAACUUCUUGACUAAUCUUAUUUUGGAAAAAAAUGAAGAAGAUAAUCCUGUCUGUCGUGUACCAGGGUACAGAGCAAUUAUGCUCCAGACAUUGCCACAGCUUAGAAUCCUAGAUUGCAAGAACAUAUUUGGUGAGCCAGUAAAUCUAUCAGAAAUAAAUUCAUCACGCCUACAGUGCUUAGAAGGUCUUUUGGAUAACUUAGUUUCUUCUGAUUCUCCCCUAAAUAUAAGUGAAGAUGAGAUAAUUGAUAGUAUGCCAGUGGUAACACCACCCAUCGAUGAGAUAGUUCCCUUGGAUCAGUUCGCAACACCAGCAGAUACUGGUUUGACAUCCUUUAUAUCUAUAUGUCCAUCUUCUGAGCCGGAGAAAGUUAAUCGUGAAAACAAUUUUCAUAAUGACAUGAAACUUCAGAAAUUAGAUGAUCAAAUUUUACAGCUUCUCACUGAAACCUCCGAUUCUUUCAUAGAUAAUGUUCCUGAGAAAGAUCUCAGACCAAAAAGAGAUACAGAUAUAACAUCUGAAAGCGACUAUGGCAACAGAAAAGAAUGUAAUAGAAGAAUUUCUCGAAGAUCAAAAGUCCCAUAUUAUUCCAAAACUAUUCAGACUAUUAAGCACCACACUAAAAACAACAACCCUUUUAUGAGUUGUAAUCGUAAAAUGAAACAACCUUUCUUUAAAGAAUUAUAUGUAAGAUCAUCUUUAGCAAACUGUAAUAUGUUAGAAGAAUCAGAAGAACAGAAGACUGAAAUCAUUAAAGUAGACAAGAGUAGUUCAGAAGACACCACUUACCGGUCACUUGUUGAACAACUAGACCAAGAGAGAGAGAAGAGAUGGAAGGCUGAACAAGCUGAGAAGAAACUUCUGGAUUAUAUUGACGAACUGCACAAACAUGCAAGUGGAAAAAAAGCUCUUCAUAGCCUGGCUCUACUUACUACAGAUAGGCUAAAGGAAAUUAUUUUUAAAGAGAGAAAUUCCAAAGUACAACUCGAAGUUAUGGUUCACAGACUUCAAAAUGAAAUAAAAAAACUAACUAUUGAAUUAAUCAAAGCAAGGGAUCAACAAGAGGAUCACAUUAGACACUUAAGAACCCUGGAAAAAGCAUUAGAAAAAAUGGAGAGGCAGAAAGGACAACAGCAAGCAGCACAGAUGCGACUUAUCCAAGAGGUGGAGCUCAAAGCUGCUGCUGCUGAUAGAGAAAUAAACUUACUUAGAACUUCUCUUCAUCAAGAAAAGGAACAAGUGCAGCAACUUCAUGAACUUCUUGCUUUGAAAGAACAAGAACACAGGAAAGAACUUGAAACAAGGGAGUUUUUCAGUGAUGCCGAGUUCCAGGAAGCCUUAGCUAAAGAAGUAGCUAAAGAAGAGAGAAAGCAUGAACAAGAUAUAAAAGAAUACCAAGAAAAAAUUGAUACGUUAAACCAACAAUAUAUGGAUUUAGAAAAUGAAUUCCGUAUUGCUUUAACUGUUGAAGCCAGAAGAUUUAAAGAUGUUAAAGAUGGUUUUGAAAAUGUUGCAACUGAGUUAGCAAAGAGCAAGCAUGCUCUUGUUUGGGCUCAACGAAAAGAAAAUGAAUCUUCCUCUUUAAUUAAAGAUCUGACCUGUAUGGUGAAGGAACAAAAAACAAAACUUGCAGAAGUCUCGAAAUUGAAACAGGAAACAGCAGCAAAUUUACAGAAUCAAAUCAACACCCUUGAAAUCUUGAUUGAAGAUGACAAGCAGAAGAGUAUUCAAAUAGAACUUCUCAAGCAUGAAAAAGUCCAGCUUAUUUCUGAGCUAGCUGCCAAGGAAUCACUAAUUUAUGGUUUAAGGACAGAAAGAAAAGUAUGGGGACAUGAGCUGGAACAACAGGGUACAUCUCUCAUCUCAAAUCGUGGGAAAUUAGAGGCUCAAAUUGAAAGUUUAUGUAGAGAGAAUGAGUCUUUAAGAAAAACAAAUGAAUGUGAUAAUGAUGCAUUAAGAAUUAAGUGCAAAAUCAUAGAAGACCAAACUGAAACCAUUGGAAAAUUAAAAAGUUGUUUACAAGAACGAGAAGAACAAAUCAAAAUAUUACAAGAGAAGAUGACUGAAAUACAGAAAUGUACUCAAGAACAACUUGAUGAAAAAUCUUCACAACUGGAUGACAUAAUUGAAAAACUAGAAAGACACAAUGAAAGAAAAGAAAAACUAAAACAACAGUUGAAAAUAAAGGAAUUAGAACUUGAGGAAAUUAGAAAAGCUUACAGUACACUUAAUCAGAAAUGGCAUGAUAAAGGAGAGCUUCUAAGUCAUCUUGAAAUGCAAGUAAAAGAAGUGAAAGAAAAAUUUGAAAACAAGGAAAGGAAACUUAAAGCAGAAAGAGACAAAAGUAUUGAACUACAAAAGGAUGCGGUGGAAAAGCUUCAUAGUAUGGAUGAUGCCUUUAAAAAACAAGUUGAUGCAAUUGUUGAAGCUCAUCACGCUGAAAUAGUACAACUGGCAAGUGAAAAGCAGAAAUACAUCGAUUCUGCAAAUUUAAAGGUUCAUCGAGUUGAAGAAGAAAUGCGUGAACUUCUGCAAGAAACAUGCAAGAACAAAAAAGCAAUGGAAGAAAAAAUUAAGCAACUUGCUCUUGCUCUGACUGAAAUUCAGCAAGAAAUGUGAUAGUUCUGAGAAGGAAUUUAAUUGAAAUGGAACAGCAGACCUAUUGUAAAAAUUAUUAAAUAUUGUAAUAGUAGUAACUGCUAUGACUUUGAAAUGUCUCUUUCUACACAUUUCAUUCUGAUUAUAUUUUAAAAGACUUUUGAUGAAGUAUUUUUUAAUUGUAUAUGUAGGUUUUUAUAAUAAAUUGUUAAUUAUGUGUUUUAGAAAAACCUAUCAAAAUAACUAGACUUACAACACUUUCUUGUUUCUGUGCUAUACAUUGUUUGGUAAUUACACAUUUGUGUUCAAAUAUGUAAAAGAAAUUAACAUUAGUAUUUGGACUAUAUGAGGGAAAGUACUUUCAUCGUUGUUACUUUGUUGUGUUGAAGAACUAAUUAUAUUUAUUGGUUAUCCUUUAGUUGAUGUAGCUCCAUUUUUUUUAAAUGCUCAUAAGUGUAGCUGAAAAGUAUUUGAAGUCUAUAUGAUAAAAGAUGUGGGAUUCUUUUUUU
This is a messenger RNA of Nyctereutes procyonoides (raccoon dog), 3658 nucleotides long. RefSeq names its product leucine rich repeat and coiled-coil centrosomal protein 1 (gene LRRCC1). Gene Ontology annotation, molecular function: protein binding. The transcript is spliced from 19 exons. The record is from RefSeq and is a predicted model, not a curated record. The coding region runs from base 87 to 3170 and encodes 1027 amino acids. Gene Ontology annotation, cellular component: centrosome; cytoplasm. Lineage: Eukaryota; Metazoa; Chordata; Mammalia; Carnivora; Canidae.